Anoplopoma fimbria (sablefish) is the source of this 4785-nucleotide messenger RNA. RefSeq names its product ATPase family AAA domain-containing protein 2-like. NCBI's taxonomy places the organism in Eukaryota, Metazoa, Chordata, Actinopteri, Perciformes, Anoplopomatidae. Gene Ontology annotation, cellular component: nucleus. Gene Ontology annotation, biological process: positive regulation of transcription by RNA polymerase II. The transcript is spliced from 30 exons. The record is from RefSeq and is a predicted model, not a curated record. The coding region runs from base 51 to 4616 and encodes 1521 amino acids. Gene Ontology annotation, molecular function: ATP binding; ATP hydrolysis activity; chromatin binding.
CGUAAACAUCCGACCGCUCACGGCAGGACAGCGGCUAUUUAUCCGUCACGAUGGUGAUACUACGCAGCAGCAGCGGCGGCGGCGGCGGGGCUGAGCCGGUGGCAACAACUCCGAAGAGGAGGUCGAUGGAGUUGGAAACAAGCUCCGAGUUUCUGUCGCUGCUUCCCGCGUCGCAGAGAAAGUCCGCCCGGCUGACCCGGUCCUCCCAGGCCCUGGAUGACAGCCUCAGCAGUCUGGACAACGACGCGGUGAAUGGUCAUGCUGAUAUGAAGCAGGAUGAGGGAAGUGGGCUCCAUCACUCUCUGAGGACCCGAGGGCAGAGAGUUAAACUAGAGGUCUCCUUUUCUGAAAUGGAGCCAAAGACCAGCUCCCCUGUAAAUGAAGCCAACUCCGUAGAAGGAUGCCUCAGGAAAUCUUCCAGGCUGCAGAGAGAGGGAAAAACAUCCAGUGGCAAGCCACAAGCAGAUGUUCCAGAUAAGGUGGAGGGGUCAUCCACUCCCAAGAGGAGUCGCUUUGAUCUACGGAGCCGAGGAGGGGGGGAAGAAGAAGAAGAAGAGGAGGAAGAGGAUCGCUCAGUGCGACGUAGUUCCCGAAUCACCAGAUACAAACUGGAUUCCCGUAACCAGUCAGUGCUCUACGACCGACUCAUCACCAACACUGCUGAAGCUGUUCUCCAGAAGAUGGACGAUAUGCAGAAGCUGAGACGCAGACAGAGGAGCAGAGAUAGAGACAAUGAAGAAGAGCAGCUCGGUGUCUACACGAGGAGCAGAAUGACCAGGUCUCUGAGGACCGAUGUGGAGAGUAAAGACACAGAGGAAGAGAACCCAGGAGGGGAUGAGGGUGAUCACAACGAAGGGGAUGCGGAAGAUGUAGACGAUGAAGAUGAUGAGGAGGAGGAGGAGGAAGAAGAAGAACAUGAUGAUGAGGAUGGCGAGGACGAGGAAGAAGAUAAUCAGAGGCGUUAUGACUUCAGACAGCGAAAGACUGUGGUUCGCUACCAGGCCCCACAGGAUGAACCCAGAGAGCCCAGGAAGCGCAGCAUAUACUUCAAGGACCACUCGUCUCCCACCAGACGAAGGUUUAGAUUCAGCUCCACGGCCCCCAGGAGCCCCUACAACAGGAGAAGAACGAGCAGGAGUAGUUCUGAGAGCAGAAGGAGACACGCCAUCCACAGUAGUGACUCUACUUCUUCAUCUUCAGACGAUGAGAAAUUCCAGAGAAGGAGAAGUAAGAACAGGAGCCUGUCAGUCAACAGAUGUCUGCCUAUGAACCUUGUAAAAGACGAUAUUCUGGGUAUCCACAAGGACAGGAUGAAGAUUGGAGCCAGCCUCGCUGAUGUAGACCCCAUGCAGAUUGACAAGACGGUGCGGUUUGAAAGCAUCGGAGGUUUGAGCAGACACAUCUCAGCGCUGAAGGAGAUGGUGGUGUUCCCUCUCCUCUACCCAGAAGUCUUUGAGAGGUUCAAGAUACAGCCUCCCAGGGGCUGUCUAUUUUACGGUCCUCCAGGCACAGGGAAAACCCUCGUAGCCAGAGCGCUGGCCAAUGAGUGCAGUCAAGGUGAAAGAAAAGUGUCUUUCUUUAUGAGGAAAGGAGCUGACUGCCUCAGUAAGUGGGUGGGAGAGUCUGAGAGACAGCUGCGACUGCUUUUCGACCAGGCGUACCAGAUGCGUCCGUCCAUCAUCUUCUUCGAUGAGAUUGAUGGUUUGGCUCCAGUGAGGUCGAGCCGUCAAGACCAGAUCCACAGUUCCAUUGUGUCAACCCUGUUGGCUCUUAUGGAUGGAUUAGAUGCUAGAGGAGAGGUUGUUGUGAUAGGAGCUACAAACAGACUGGACUCCAUCGACCCAGCACUGAGAAGACCAGGGCGCUUCGACAGAGAGUUCCUCUUUGGCCUGCCAGACAGAGAGGCGAGAAAGGACAUUCUGAAGAUCCACACCAGACAGUGGACUCCACCACCCUGCGACACUUUUCUGGAAGAACUGGCAGAUAAAUGUGUUGGUUACUGCGGAGCAGACAUUAAGGCAGUUUGUUCAGAGGCUGCCCUGUGUGCAUUACGGCGUCGCUACCCACAAAUCUACUUCUCAGCACAGAAACUUGUGCUUGAUGUCAACUCCAUUGCUAUCACAAGCAAAGACUUUAUGUCCGCCAUGUCCAAGAUGGUGCCUGCUGCCCACAGGGCAGUAGUGUCACCAGCCAAGGCCCUGAUACCUGCCAUAUUUCCUCUACUGAGCGCCACCCUACAGAACAUCCUCCACACUGUCAGCAGAUUGUUCCCGCAUGCUGAGCAGGGCUUAAAGAGGAAAAGAGAAAAAGAUGCAGCCUGUGGUGUGUCUGAGGAUGAUCUUAUGUUCAGUGAGGAGGAGGACUCAGAAGUCUGCUCCAAUGGACAGACCUCACACUCCCAACUCAGAACAGCUGCUGUUAAGGGACUCAUCAGCCUCAACAGGAGUGUGCUGAGCCACCCAACCUCCUACCGUCCCAGGCUGCUGUUGGAGGGCAGACCAGGCUCAGGUCAGAGCUCCCACCUGGCUCCUGCUGUCCUCCACGCUCUGGAGAAAUUCACUGUGUACACACUGGACAUGGCCGUGCUGUUUGGAGCAAGCGCAACUGCACCGGAAGAGACUUGUGCUCAGAUCUUUGUUGAAGCAAAGCGGACCUCUCCCAGUAUCCUGUACAUCCCUCACAUUGGACAGUGGUGGGAAACAGUGGGUCCGGCCUUAAGAGCCACCUUCCUCAGCCUGCUCAGCUCCAUCCCUCCAUUCGCUCCUAUACUGCUUCUGGCUACUUGCAACCUGCAGUACGACCAACUCAGUAUGGAGGUGCAGGAGUUGUUUCGGAUGGAGUAUGGAGAGGUUUACCAUGUCCAGGUCCCCACCAGCAGAGAAAGAAGAAACUUCUUUGAGGAUCUAAUCCUCAAUCAGGCUACCAAGCCCCCUGCCUCAAAAAAGAAAGCUGUACUCCAUGCAUUGGAGGUGCUUCCUGUCGCCGAUCCACUUCCCCCACGUCAGCUGACAGAAGAGGAGACCCGGAGACUGGAGGAGCAGGAAGAAGACACCCUCAGGGAGCUCCGCCUCUUCCUGCGUGAUGUCACCAAUCGCCUAUCCAAUGACAAACGUUUCAAGGCUUUUACAAAGCCUGUGGAUUUAGAGGAGGUGCCGGAUUACACUGAGGUGAUCAAGAAGCCUAUGGACCUGUCAACAGUUCUCUCUAAGAUCGACCUCCAUCAGUAUGGGACGGUUAAAGAGUUCCUCCAAGACGUGGAUCUCAUCUGGCAGAAUGCCCUUGAAUACAACCCAGACAGGGACCCCUCAGACCGUCAGAUCCGACACAGAGCAUGUGCAUUGAAGGACACCGUCCAUGCCAUCAUCAGAGAUGAACUGGAUGAAGAUUUUGAGAAGAUUUGUGUGGAGACCAAAGCGUCACGAAGCACAAGAGAUUGCACCACUGCCCGGUUCGCCCCCUCCUACUACCACGUCCUUCCCAAACAGUCCAAAUCUCCUGGUGAGGCCAAUAUCACUGACAUACCCUCACAAAGAGAGCCGGCUAGACCCACAGCUGCAGUCACUCCCAACACAAGUGCCUCGACUGUUACGCCUAGAAACACAGCCCAAAAGAAGAAAAGGCGAAAGAGUCGCUGGUCCGCUGGCUUAUAUUCAAAGAAGAAGUCUUCCUGCUCUCCUCACUUGUCCAGAGAUGAAGCAAACUUGGGGUCUGAUGAGGAAUAUGGGGACGACGAAGAGGAGGAGGUUGAGAAGGGAGGAGGAGCAGAGUGUGAUGAGGGGACUGGAGGAGAGGAGGAUCAGAUGAUGGUUGAUGUAGAGUCAGGGCCUGCGCCGGCCCAGGAAGGUAGCUUUGGGCCCACUGUGAAGAAACAGAACAGUCAGGAGGGACGAGAGGAGAGGAGUCAAGCUGCUGAAGAUACACUUAUCCAGUGUGAAACAGGGGGAGCAGAAAAUGAUGACCAGACACAUAAUGAAAAAGAAAGGGUGGAUGAAGUUGUCACAGAUCAACCAGGACAGUCGGAGGAAAACAAAGUGUUUACAAAUGCAGGAAAUAAAAACGGUGAAACCAUUUCAGUUAACACUAAUAAGGACAGCAACACUGAUACAGAACGAUAUACCCGAGGGCAAUCCAACACAGAGAAGAGCGGUGAAACUGAGAAAUGUCAAACCGUAACACAGGCAGACGACGGGAACAACAAAGUAGUUAAUGUAGAGGAGGCAGAGCAGAACAGCCCUGCUGAACCAAUGGAGGUGGAAGCAACAGAUACCUCAACCACAGAAGCCUCUGCAGCUAUCAGACGAGAGGAAGACACAGGCACAGAAAGGAGCGUGAGGCGCAUAACUCGGGCUGUAAAGAACGCUGUGCUGCAGCAGCAGAUGGUCGAUGUGGACAAAGCUCUGCAGAGCCUGCAUCAGGAAACUCCUCCUCUUGUAGUGGACAGAGACAAAUUAAAGGAGCUGCUGGAGAGAGUGGUGAUCAAGACUGAAGCGUACGAGGUCUACAAGCUGGAAAAACUCUACGCUCUGCUCUGUCAGAGCAUCUACAGACACAGACGAGACUACGACAAAACUUCACUAGUACAGGAGUUGAAACAAGAGAUUGAAGACUUCUGUUGACUUUUCUACAGGAAGAUAUUUUUUUUACACACAUGCUCAUCAUCCUCAGCUAUGUAAAUAUACAUUGUUUCUAUUUUCAUAGAAAUCUACAGGCACCUCUAUCUGUGCAUUAGCUACAUUUUUGUAUCACAUCUUUUGUCUAUAUUUAAUUAAAUGGUUUUCCUCUAAA